UAUCACAAAGUUGCAUAGUGCUGUCAUGAUUUAUCAUAAUUCAAGAAAGACUAGACAUCUGAUUGCAAAGAUGGAAUUGACCAAACAAGUUUCACUGUUGUUGAUGCUGCUACUACAGCUACGCCAUGUCAGUGCAUCCACUUGUCAUUGCACAUUCAAUGCAAAGACCCCAGUACGGACGGAAACCAACACAAAAGCACAUAUUGUACAGUAUGUUGGGAGUGGUACAUGCUUCAAUGGAAACAUCAACAAUGACUGGUUUAUUGUCUCUGGACAUCAGGAUAUGAACAUUCAAGAAGACCAUCUGUUGGCAUAUGAUAACUGCAUACUGCUUGAUGCCCGUGAAUGGUUGGCUGAAAUACCAGCUCUCAGAACUGGCAGUUUCCUUGGAUACGAUGGUUGGAUGCCUUGCCUCGUGGAUGGACAGAUUCAUGCUUGCUUCGCUGCCUCCUUUGAAGCUUGUUUGAAGAAUUCUUCCUUUGACGGUUGUCCACCCGUGAAGAUUCCGGAUAAACGAUUUCUGCUUGACACUGUUGUCUCCACAACAUCGGCUCCACAUCGUAUAUCAACGGCUCCACAUCCUAUCCAUUGCACAGUGUGUAAGGUCAACCCACAGCUGUGCUUUGUCCUCACCAAGGUAGAGAUGUGUCCCGACUCCUACUGUAUCAAUGAAGUCACAAACAAAGAAGACGGCUCCAAAUGGGUUGACAGAAGGUGUGGAACAUUCGACGAGUGUGAACACGACUGGUGGCACAGCACAAGUGAUGAUACAGACUGUCAGGACUACAAACCAGACCAGAACACGAUGAAGGACAUCCACUGUACCUACUGUUGCACCACGGAAAACUGUAACCGGGACAUCAAGCCCGCUCAAGACACCCUGUACGUGCGUGAAGACUCUACAUCGACUAGUCCACCCAACAGUCCAACAGCACAAACAACCACUCGUUUGACAGGUCAAACAACAGUGACUGCUGACCCAAAUGUCCACACAUCAAUCACAACUUCAGCCUGGUCUACGUGGUUCAAUGGCCAGUGUUCUGUGACAUGUGGGAACGGGUCUCUUACACGUAUACGUCACUGCUCCACGGGACACGCCGAGGAUUGUGUGGGUAACAGCAAAGAAGUGAUUGACUGUCAGAAAACUCCUUGCAGAGUGGACGGUGUCUGGUCCUCUUGGUCGCCAUGGUCACAGUGUGACGUAACAUGCGAAGACGGUCACAUAUAUCGAACAAAGACGUGUACAAAUCCAUCUCCCGCCUUCGGAGGUUUGAACUGUUCUGGUGCGAGUCUUGAAACCAGCACGUGCAAGCUUGCACAAUGUCCAACAAGUUCCACUGCUGUUGCUGAUGCUACUACAGCUGCGCCUUGCAAAUGCAGCCACUUGUCAGUGCACUUUCACUGCCAACACCCCAGUACGGACGGAAACCAACUCAAAGUCACAUGUUGUGCAGUAUCUUGGGAAUGCCACAUGCUUCCAUGGAAACAUAACAAAUGACUGGUUUAUGGUCUCGGGUCAACCGGAUAUGUAUAUUCAUGAGGACCAGCUUAUGCCAUAUGAUAACUGCAUACUGCUGGAUGCCAGUGAAUGGUUAGCUGAAAUACCAGGUCUUAGAACUGUCAAUUCCUUUGACUCCAAUGUUUGGAUGCCUUGCCUCGUGGAUGGACACACCAUGGCUUGCUUUGCUGACUCCUUUGAAACUUGUGUGAGGCAUUCUUCCUUGGAUGGCUGUCCCCCAGUGACGAUUGAGGAGAAAAGAUUUCUUCUAGACCACACAAACAUGUGUGACUUUGAAGCAGACAGCCUAUGCUCAUAGCAGAAUGUUCAGCAAGGUGACGACUUUGACUGGAUUCGUUACCGGUCAUCAACGCCAACAGAUGACACCGGUCCGGAUUUUGACCAUACCCUCAAAAAUGAUAAAGCUAGUUUUGGAGGCAACAGUAGGGAUUGGGUACGAGGGUGACAUCGCAGUUGACGACUUUAACUUGACGGAAGGCAUCUGUUCAACACUGACCGUCAAAGCUUCCAGAACAAAUUUAGCAAGCGCAAAUGAAACAUCAACAAGCCCGUCCUACCCGCCAGUCCCAGCUGAUCUUGUUCUGCAGUACUUCUGUGAGAAUAUCAAUAAUGUCAACUGCAGCCGGUACGCGUAUGAUGUGCCAUGCGGAACUGACGGACGCUUCUACCCCAAUAUAUGCAUACUCACUAAAGAGAAAUGUUCCAAUCCUCACUUGGCAAUCCACACAGAUUACAAACAUUGCAGUGUUGUCCCAGGAUGGACCACCGUUUCUUCCUUUGGGACCACACCAGUCACGAGCAAUCUUGGAUCAGAGCCGCCCAUAUUUCAGCUGUUCUGUGAAAACAAGGACCACAUCGUCUGCAAUCAGUUCGAUGUCGUCUGCGCAACUGAUGGCCACUUCUAUCCGAACAGAUGUGAACAGUUGAAAGCAACCUGCACCAAUCCUGCAUUGACGGUGUCUUCCAAAGUUUCACAUUGCUCAGUGAACUCGGUGAAUGGUAUCUGGGGAGCUUGGAGUGACUGGUCCUUAUGUCAUUGUAACGCUACACAAACUCGGUCCAGAUUAUGU
This is a messenger RNA of Dreissena polymorpha, 2589 nucleotides long. RefSeq lists its product as uncharacterized. The transcript is spliced from 20 exons. Lineage: Eukaryota; Metazoa; Mollusca; Bivalvia; Myida; Dreissenidae. Bases 26 to 1498 code for a protein of 490 amino acids. The record is from RefSeq and is a predicted model, not a curated record.